AUGGUGUCGUCGAAUACCCUCAUUACUGAACGCAAACCAGGAUACUUGAAUUGGCGCGACUUCAAGGCCAACGGCGUCAACUUGGGCAGUUGGUUCUGUCUCGAGACGUUCAUGGUCCCGAAGCUUUUCGCUGAGCAUGGAAAUGGUGCACAGGAUGAAUGGACCUUUUGCCAGAACGAAGGUGUCGCAGCCACCAAAGUCCUCGAUACACAUUACAAAAAAUUCUUUACAAAGCAAGACAUCGACGUACUUGCUGCCAACGGAAUCAAUGUCCUUCGUAUCCCCUUCAUCUACUCCGCUUGGAUAGAAGUGCCCGGUUCCCCCCAUUAUCGAGGGCCGCAAGUGGCCAUUAUGAAAGAGCUAGCAACAUAUGCAAUUGAGGAAUACGAUAUGCAUAUCGUGCUUGACCUACAUGCUCUACCCGGGGGUGUAAACUGGCUUGAGAUUGGCGAAGCGAUUGGACACGGCGACUGGUUCUACAACGAAAACAAUCUACGACUCUCCUUCGAAGCGGUUGAGGCAGUGCUUCGUUAUAUUCAGGAAUCAUCUGGGCAUCCAGAAUCCUACACCAUUGCGCCUGUCAACGAGGCGGUCGACAGCAAAGACAUUCGCACCUUUGGAACCCCGCAUGCGCUCUCAGACAGAGCCGCAGCCUGGCUGUUGAGAUACAUCCUGGGGACCAUUCAGCGGGUGGAAGCCGUGAACUCAAGCAUUCCAAUAAUGUUUCAGGAUUCCUUCAAAGGAGAAAGUUUCUGGGCCACUCAGCUACCGGAGUCGGCAAAUGUGGUCAUCGACACUCAUUGCUAUUAUUUUGCCGGCCGGCAAUGCAAUCCCGAUAAUACAAUUCCCGUUAUCAACCAGGAUGCCAAAGAUGCGCAAAAAUCUGGCCGGUUCCCAGUAGUCAUUGGGGAAUGGUCUAUCGAAACAGAAUUCGAUAAUCGACUAGGAGAUCGCAAGAAGCUUUAUGAAGCCGGUAGAGACGCGUUCAACGAACAUACACAAGGCAACAUAUACUGGUCUGGUAGGGUCGACAGCGACGCAAAAGUUCACGGCGAAGGGACAAAAAGAGACUACUGGAGCUUCAUCGACAUGAUAACGGACGGGGUCGUAACUCCGAUGCAGAAGAAAAAGUGA
Molecule: messenger RNA, 1134 nt
Organism: Aaosphaeria arxii CBS 175.79
Lineage: Eukaryota; Fungi; Ascomycota; Dothideomycetes; Pleosporales
Product: glycoside hydrolase family 5 protein
Exons: 2
Coding region: 1-1134 (377 amino acids)
Biological process (GO): glucan catabolic process
Cellular component (GO): cell surface; extracellular region
Molecular function (GO): glucan exo-1,3-beta-glucosidase activity
Source: RefSeq, a predicted model, not a curated record